AAAGGGUAGGUGCAGCGAGGCAGAGCCGAGGUUGCUCCAUAGAGCCUCUUGCAGGUCAGGAGGGAGGGUCAGGUCAUAGUUGGGUUUUGUUCCUGCUGGCGCGGGAAUACUCUGCGUGUAAGGGAGCGGCACUGCCGACUGCCGAGGCCUCUGGGAUUGUGCCGGGUUUGCCAGUUAGCUGAGUAGGCGGCGGAGCGGCGGCCCCUGGCGGGUCACCAUGUGGGCCUUCCCGGAGCUGCCGCUGCCGCUGCUGGUGAAUUUCAUCGGCUCGUUGCUGGGAUUUGUGGCUACGGUCACCCUCAUCCCUGCCUUUCGUAGCCACUUUAUCGCCGCGCGCCUCUGUGGCCAGGACCUCAACAAGCUCAGCCGGCAGCAGAUCCCCGAGUCCCAGGGAGUGAUCAGCGGUGCUGUUUUCCUUAUCAUCCUCUUCUGCUUCAUCCCUUUCCCCUUCCUGAACUGCUUUGUGGAGCAGCAAUGUAAGGCCUUCCCCCACCAUGAAUUUGUGGCCCUGAUCGGCGCCCUGCUUGCCAUCUGCUGCAUGAUCUUCCUGGGCUUCGCCGAUGAUGUCCUCAAUCUGCGCUGGCGCCAUAAGCUGCUGCUGCCCACAGCCGCCUCACUACCUCUCCUCAUGGUCUACUUCACUAACUUCGGCAAUACAACCAUCGUGGUGCCCAAGCCCUUCCGCUGGAUCCUUGGCCUGCACCUGGACUUGGGGAUCCUGUACUAUGUCUACAUGGGACUGCUUGCGGUGUUCUGUACCAAUGCCAUCAACAUCCUAGCAGGAAUCAAUGGCCUAGAGGCUGGUCAGUCUCUAGUCAUCUCCGCUUCCAUCAUCGUCUUCAACCUAGUGGAGCUGGGAGGUGAUUAUCGGGAUGAUCAUGUCUUUUCCCUCUACUUCAUGAUACCAUUUUUUUUUACCACCUUGGGAUUGCUGUACCAUAACUGGUACCCGUCACAGGUGUUUGUGGGAGAUACCUUCUGUUAUUUUGCUGGCAUGACCUUUGCCGUGGUGGGAAUCUUGGGACACUUCAGCAAGACCAUGCUACUCUUCUUUAUGCCACAAGUGUUCAAUUUCCUCUACUCACUGCCUCAGCUCUUUCACAUCAUCCCCUGCCCGCGACACCGUAUACCCAGACUCAAUACGAAGACAGGCAAACUGGAGAUGAGCUAUUCCAAGUUCAAGACCAAGAGCCUCUCUUUCUUGGGCACCUUUAUUUUAAAGGUGGCAGAGAGCCUCCGGCUAGUGACAGUCCAUCGAGGUGAGAGUGAGGACGGUGCCUUCACUGAAUGUAACAACAUGACCCUCAUCAACCUGCUGCUUAAAGUCUUUGGGCCCAUACACGAGCGAAACCUCACACUGCUCUUGCUGCUAUUGCAGAUCCUGAGCAGUGCCCUGACCUUCUCCAUCCGUUACCAGCUUGUCCGACUCUUCUACGAUGUCUGAGUUCUCUGAAGAUUGUCCUUCCCCACACAGUCUCCAUUGGACCUCACCCAGGACCGGCCUCUGUUUGGUCCAGGACUGCCUUCCGGUCCAGGCUCUGACUGUCCAUUUUUCACUUUUGUUUUGAGCUGCUCCUAUCACCUGUGGAUAUUGACCUGGACCUUAUUGGAUUUAAAGUCCAUUGGUUGGACUUUGCCUAUGGCAUUCUUUAGCUUGCGACCCUCUCCCUUUCUGUCCUAGCUGCAGCCUCUUAAGGGGAGAUGUAGCAGCUUUUAUGCAAAUAUUCACAGCUCAACUUUCAGAGCCCUGAUUCUACAGGAAUUUGCUGGACCCUGAGAGAGAACCUGAGCUAGGGCUUAGAGUUAGGGCCCUAUACUCCGAGGUAACCUCACAUCUGACUUUAAAAUUAAGUGUUCUGAUUAGGAAGGGCAGAGGCAGGGCCAUGUGCUCAAAAUGGUGACAAUAAAGGACUGUCUUUUACUUG
Messenger RNA from Peromyscus maniculatus bairdii (prairie deer mouse), 1925 nucleotides. It is a transcript of the gene Dpagt1, whose product is annotated as dolichyl-phosphate N-acetylglucosaminephosphotransferase 1. Gene Ontology annotation, cellular component: membrane. Gene Ontology annotation, molecular function: UDP-N-acetylglucosamine-dolichyl-phosphate N-acetylglucosaminephosphotransferase activity. Gene Ontology annotation, biological process: dolichol-linked oligosaccharide biosynthetic process. The record is from RefSeq and is a predicted model, not a curated record. NCBI's taxonomy places the organism in Eukaryota, Metazoa, Chordata, Mammalia, Rodentia, Cricetidae.